GUGGCUUCCCACCCUGGCCCCGCCCCCUUCGAAUCCUGCAACAUUGUAGCCGCUCACGCGGAGGCUCCCGGCUUCCCCCCUCCCUCGAUCCCUGGCACCCCCCUCUAGGAUCCAGGGUGCCCUUCCAUGGCCAACCUGUUUGAAGAACGCAGGAAAAAAGGCUUUCUGGGAGCAGACUGAGGGCAGGAUCCAUGCUGGGCCCGGUCGUGGUUCACCCUGAAGCCCCGGACGGAGGCUGGGGGUGGAUUAUCGUCCUCUCGGCCUUCCUCCAAUCCGCGUUGGUCUUUGGCGUGAUCCGUUCCUUCGGCGUCUUCUUUGUGGAGUUCGUGACGUACUUUGACGAGCUGUCCGGGCGGAUCUCCUGGAUCACCUCAAUUGGGAUCGCAGUGCAACAGUUUGCGAGUCCGGUGGGCAGCGCUUUGAGCUCUCGCUAUGGGGCCCGCCCUGUCGUCAUGGCCGGUGGGUUUUUCUCGGGCCUGGGCUUCCUGCUGGCCUCCUUUGCCACCUGCCUGGCUCACCUGUACCUCUGCAUCGGACUCCUCUCAGGUUUCGGCUGGGCCCUGGUCUUCACGCCCUCCCUGGCGUCAGUCGCCCGGUACUUCAAGCGCCGCCGGACACUGGCCACCAGCCUGGCCUUGACGGGCGUGGGCCUCUCGUCCUUCGCCUUCUCGCCGCUCUUCCAGCUCCUGGUGGACACCUACGCCUGGCGAGGGGCCCUCCUCAUCGUGGCGGGCAUGUCCUUCAACCUGGUGGUCUGCGGGGCCCUCAUCCGCCCCAUCACCCUCAAGGAAGACCUGCCCGGUCCGGCGGGCCGCGGCGCGAGAGGGACGUGCUGGGCGCGGUUCUCCUCCCUCUUUGGCCUCCACCUCCUGGGCCACUUCGCCUUCAUGAGGUUCGUCUUGGCCGUCACCCUGGUCAACACGGGCUACUUUGUCCCCUACGUCCACCUGGUGGCCCGUGCCAGGGAGCUGGGCUUCGACGAGUACCAGGCAGCCUUCCUCAUGUCGCUGGCGGCGGCGGCCGACCUGUGCGGCCGCCUCUUCUCGGGCUGGCUGGCCAACUGCCGCGGCUGCCGCCUGGCCCGCAUCCUGGUGGCCUGGACCUUCCUGACCGGCGUGGCCUUGGUGGCCGUCCCGUGGGGCCGCGACUACCCGCUGCUGGUGGCCAUUAGCCUCUGCUACGGGUUCUGCUCGGGGGCGCUGACGCCUGUCGUCUUCUCCAUUAUCCCAGAGAUCGUGGGCAUCGCCAACAUCUUCAGCUCCAUGGGGCUGUUGCAGAUGAUCGAGAGCAUCGGAGGGUUGCUGGGGGCGCCCCUUUCCGGUUGGCUGAGGGACGCAACGGGUGACUACGUUGCUUCUUUCUUAGCGGCCGGGUCGUUCAUGUUCGCCGGAAGCCUUGUCCUGAUGACUCUGCCCAACUUCUCCAGCUGCCUUGCCCCACCGUCUGUGCCAGAACCCAGUGCCAAGAUGGAAGCUGGCGAGGGCACCCUCUUGGCAUCAGCAACUGCUCCCGUGGGGGUCCUCUCUCCCCACGACUGCCACCCCUACAAGGUCAUGCCUGAGACAGAGGAACCGCUCACCAAGAGCUGAUCACCCAAGGGCAGCCUUUCCUGGCCAGGUGUUGCUAGACUACAAUGCCCAUCAUCCUUGGCUGUUGGCUAAGCUGGCUGUGGAUGGUGGGAGUUGUAGUCCAACAUCUGUGCGGUGGGCAAAGGUUAAAGAACAAGAAUGGGGAACCUGAGGCCCUCCAUGCAUUGCUAGACUACAGCGCCCAUCAUCCCUGGCUGUUAACUGUGGAUGAUGGGCGUUGUAGUCCAACAAUAUCCAGAGGAGCACAUUGGCUACUCCAGGACUAGAGAGAAUAACCUUGUUGGGACCAGCGUGGGGUGAGAAGGUUUGGGUGGCAUCUUCCAACCAUGCAUUUAAAGCAAAAAGUAAUAAUCCUGGGAGCUGUAGUUUGUUAAGGGCACUGGGAACUGUAGUUCCGCGUGGUGUGCAGAUGCGUCCUUGAAGAGGAGCUGGUUUUCUUGUUGUGGAAGCUGGUAUUUCCCUUGCCUGUGCCUUAACUAACGCACCACCGUUCCUCUGAGCCGCCCGCAGAGGUUGGACCAGGUGCGUGAAAACAGACUCGCUCCAGCAACCGAACGUGGAGGCGAACUUUGGACCGCUGGUUUCCCCAGAGGAAUGCCUUCUGUAAACUUUUACGAGGCUCCUCUCUCAAUGCCCAUGCAAGCGACUCAGUACCCCCCAGAAAAGACCCUUGUAGCAUUUGGGCAUUCCAGGACACUCAUGGGGAGGGACUUCAGUAAUCAUAACCCGGUCAACCCACAGACCUCUCAAAUAGUAAACUCUGACCCCUUAACGCCCUCUGUUUGGCUAGCAGAGCCGCCGUCUCUCGUAGCAUCCGCCCCUCUCCCUUCACGCAAUCGUCAAUUUUGCAACUUUCCGCAAGGGAGGACGGAUCAGAGCGUCCAUUGUAAACUCUGAAAUGUGACUCCUUCCCCACCCCGUUCAAUUUAGGAUUAAAAACGUGACGUUUUGAUGGAA
Molecule: messenger RNA, 2546 nt
Organism: Podarcis raffonei (Aeolian wall lizard)
Lineage: Eukaryota; Metazoa; Chordata; Lepidosauria; Squamata; Lacertidae
Product: monocarboxylate transporter 13-like
Exons: 6
Coding region: 192-1589 (465 amino acids)
Biological process (GO): transmembrane transport; monocarboxylic acid transport
Molecular function (GO): monocarboxylic acid transmembrane transporter activity
Source: RefSeq, a predicted model, not a curated record